AUGAAUAGCGCUUGUACCAUACCCAAGAAAAAGUAUUACUUAGAAUUUCAUAAAAACCAUGUAUCCGUUGUUAAUGUUGAAAACUUUAUUAAAUCAACAUUAAAAAUAACGUAUACGGAAGAGUUAAACUUAACAAAAGAGAAGGAAUAUAUUGAUAAAAACAUUCAUGAUGAAGAUGAAGAUGGAGAAGAUAAUCGAUUUUGGUUUUUUGGAUGCUUAGGAAUAAUUAAGGCAGAUAAUAUAAAUUUUUUAGUAAUUGUUUCGGAUGCCGAAAUUGUAUCUUAUCUAUUUAAUCAUGCAAUUUAUAGAAUUAAAAAAAUAUCAUUUAUUCAACUUAAUGAUGAAGAGAUAAACAAAAAUGGGUCAGGAAAUUAUGAGUAUGAGAUUUGUCGUUUAUGGAAUACUGGGAGAUUAACGAGAGUAUGUAAAAGUACUAAGGGAAUCAAUUGUAGUGGUAAUUAUAAUGGAUUUUAUACAAAAAGAAAUAAUAAAGUCGGACCAAGCAUGAGUAAUUCUUUUGCUAAACAAAAUGGUAUAUUUAUAGACAAUUCUGUUUCAGGAUAUAACAAUGAAUCUUAUAUACAUAAAUUUAAAAACAGUAACUUAAAAAGAGGAAUUUUAGAUACUUUAAAUUAUUUUUUCAGCGCUUUUAAUAAAGGCCCAUUUUAUUUUUCUUAUUACUACAAUUUAACAGUGUCUUUACAAACAAAUUAUAUUUAUGAGUCAAAAAAUGGAAGUAAUGUCGAUACAAAAGUGAAAAGUAUGGCUAAGAAUUAUAUGAGUCAUAACGAUAAAGAUUGUAAAGAAGUUUUAGUUUUUGAAAAACUUCGUUUUGAUGAAAUAAAUCCAGAAUAUGCAUGGAAUUGGAAAAUCUUAGAUAGCUUUAUAAAAGUUAAUGGAUAUGCUUUUGUUAUAUUUCCGAUACAUGGAUAUGUCAAUUCAAUUGUUAUGGAAAUUGAAAAGUUGGAAAGUGAAACAUGUAAUGAUGUAAAUAAAAUACACCUGCUAUUAAUAUCUAGAAAAAAUAAGAACCGAGGGGGAGUGCGAUUUUGGUGUCGAGGCGGGAAUGAAAAAGGGGAAGUAGCAAAUUUUGUUGAAACGGAACAAGUAGUAAUUUGUAAAGAUUUAAAGAAUACACAUAUUUUUAGUUACAUAAUAAUAAGAGGAUCUAUACCAGUUAUAUGGUCUCAAGAACCAGGAUUAAACUUAAGACCAAAAAUAAAUAUAUGUUAUGAUAUGGAUAGAAAUAUAAAAACAAUAAAUUUACAUAUGCAAAAAUUAAAAAAUAAAUAUGGUAAAGUACAUAUUACAAAUUUAAUAAAUAAAAGAUUUAAAGAAAAAGAUUUAGGAGAACAUUUUGAAAAAUGUUUAAAAGAAUGUAAAACUGAUUAUAGUUAUAUUUGGUUUGAUUUUAAUAAUGAACUUGCAAAUUUAAAUUAUGAAAAAUUUCAAACUUCAUUAAAAUUGAUUAUUAAUGAUAUAACAAAUUAUUCAUACUUUUUUAUUACAAUCCCUAAUGAUAAAAAAUAUAAUUUAGAGCAUGGAGCAGUUUAUAAAUCAUGGUCAUCAAUUAAAUUUAAUAAUUUUCAAAAUGGAGUAUUCCGAGUAAAUUGUAUUGAUUGUUUAGAUAGAACAAAUGUUUUUCAAAGUUUUUUAUCAAAAUGUGUUUUAUUUUUACAAUUAAAAAAUAUAAAUAUAAAUAUAGAUCAAAGAAAUUACUUCCCUUUUUACUUUUUUAAAAAUAAAUACCAUGAAAUGCUAUAUAGAAAGAAUUGGAUAAAUAAUGCAAAUGCUAUAAGUAUAAUAUAUAGUGGAUCUGGUGCAUUAAAAAAUGAUAUUACACAAAAUGGAAAAAGAACUAUUUGUGGACUUUUUCAAGAUCUAUAUAAUGCUAUCUCAAGAUAUAUUAAUAACAAUUUUAGAGAUGGAUAUAAUAAUGAUUGUAUAAAUAUAAUAACAAAUGAAAAUAUUCAUUUUCAUGAUUUAUUUAAUAAAAAAUUUAAAUAUAAUCAAAUAUUGAAUGUAAUAUUUGAAUUUAUUGUUAUUUUUUCAACUUCUAUAUGUACUAAUCCAAUACAAAAUUUUUUAAGAAGCUUAUAUUUUUUUUCACAUAGUAUUACACAUUCUACUAUGUCACAAGGUAUUAAUUAUAUGUUACUUAUUUUAAAUAAGAAUCCACAUUUAUUUAUAUUCCCUUUUAAGCAAGUACAAUAUAUUCGUCUCAUAUCUAUUAUAUCUCAAGCCUCUGGAGUUUUUUUUACCUCUUUUUUUGUUUUUCUAUUUUUCUGUUUUUAUGUUUUUACACAAAGACGUCGAGUUAUUUCAUUUCCAAAGUUUGAGUCACAAUAA
This is a messenger RNA of Plasmodium vinckei vinckei, 2349 nucleotides long. Its product is annotated as inositol-polyphosphate 5-phosphatase, putative. Gene Ontology annotation, biological process: phosphatidylinositol dephosphorylation. The transcript has a single exon. The record is from RefSeq and is a predicted model, not a curated record. Bases 1 to 2349 code for a protein of 782 amino acids. NCBI's taxonomy places the organism in Eukaryota, Apicomplexa, Aconoidasida, Haemosporida, Plasmodiidae. Gene Ontology annotation, molecular function: phosphatidylinositol-4-phosphate phosphatase activity. Gene Ontology annotation, cellular component: endoplasmic reticulum.